AUGUCCAUGUCCGACUCCCAUGAGAGUCCCAACCUCGAGGAUCUUACUCCUGAGGAGGCCAACCGCAUCAUCCAUUCCCACCGCAAGGUCCGAUAUGGUACCGCCUGCUGGCCCUGCAGACAGAGAAAAGUAAAGUGUGACAACAAGAGUCCAUGUGAAAACUGCGUCAAGCGGGAACACCCACAGCUCUGUUCCUACAAGCCAAACAAGUCAGCAACCGGAAAACCAUCAUCGGUUUCGACUGAUCUCUCUCACACCAAGAAGAGACCGCACUCACCAGACGCUCAAGAAGGACGGAGCUUGAGCCAUGAGGCCCGUGAAUCAAUAAGAACAUACGAGCCCGAAGCCGUGGAGAUCACCCGUUAUGUUGGCCAGAAUAGCAUCCCAGCACUUCUAAGGGAACAAACCGCCGCAACCGAUGAACCACAAGACGUAAACUACAUACGCCAAGACAUGCGUUCCCUACUGGGGCUCGAUAACUCGGCCCCUUUUCCGCUCAUGUCCUCCCGACAUCUGGACAGGCUGACGUCCGACAUAUCAUCCGAACUGCCAUCCGACCGGGAGGUCAUGAAGCUUUUUCGAACCUACAAGGAAAUACCCCAGCCAUUCUGGGGCUUCGUUAUCGAUAUCGACGACGUCGAGUCCCGGUUGAUGAUCUAUCUCGAAGAUAGAGCAAAGAACGCCAGGGCUGCGACCAAGACUACGAAACCUGUCUCUGCAUCAUGGCUUGCCAUUCUUUUCGCCGUCCUUGCAGUCGGCUCCCAGUACCACGAGACCCCAUACCAUAUCCGAACGAGAGAUGCGCAAAAGUACAUCCAGAUCUCUUUCCAUUUUCUUAGGCUUGGUAACUUUUUGUUGAGGCCAAACCUUGACUCAAUACAAGCCAUGAUGAUGACAAGCUUCGUAUUACUCAACGACAUGAAAGCAGAAGCUUCCUGGGCUUUGCUUGGACUUACAUGUCGAUUGGCGCAGUCCCUUGGCCUCCACCGUCCACAGGUUCUUGACGGCCGUCAGUCAGCCGAGAUUGUGAAGAAGGAAAUGUCGAGGAGGAGACUCUGGUGGACUUGCCUCUGGCACGACACGCUCACUUCACUAUCCUUUGACCGAUCACCAAUGACCAACAUUGCCUGUUGUCCCAUUCCUCUUUCACCGACCGCCGAAACAGAAGGCUGGUCUUACCUCGAGGCCAUGUAUCAUCUCUGCCAAAUCAUCUCGCAGCGCCUCAAUCCCGACGCCGCAGCCACGGCCAUCUACACGCAAAUCCUCACCAACUGCGCCGACGUGGAAAGCAUACGAGACAAGCUCAUUGUACAACUCCGCACAAAAGACGCCUGCAAAUCCGCCAUGGACCGCCUCCAACACUACGCCAUCAGACUGCACACCUCCUUCAUUGUCUCUGUGUGUUGUCGGCCCGCCCUUCAGCGCGAAAAUAGUCGACUUGAAAAAUCCCAAAAGAAAUACCUGGCCGACAAAUGCAAGGAGAACCUGACAGAAACAGUCCGCAUGUUCCUCGCCAUGCAUCAGCUCUCGGUAAUUCCCACGCGCUCCUGGGCGUUUACUUACCACGGCCUGUCAUCAGCCGUCCUGCUCGGCAUCUUGGGGGAAACCAAAGCCGACCCGGAAGUUCGCCAGCUCCAGGGUGAUUUGAUCUCGGCCCUGUCCGCCACGGCAGCUAAGGAACAAACCUCGCCGCAACCGCAUAUCCCGAGGUCCGAUCACGAUAUCGAGCUCUCCGGCCCGUUGAGCCGCGCGUUGACUGCCCUCAAAAACAUCUACGACCAUGGAUCAGUCGUCGGACCGACGGGGAUUAAGCGCGAGGGAAGCAUUUCCGGCCCUGGCUCGGGGACGAGGACGCCGUUGUCGUUGCAGAUUAACCAGCUUGCGGGGCUCCCUCCUAAUGGGUAUCCGCUGUAUGGUUUGGGACAAGUGCAGGACCAACAGGGAAGAGGAGGAGCAGGAGGACCAGGGAUGCAACAGCAGCAGAUGGGAGGAGCGACAGGUGGUCAACAACAACAACCGUUGGAUCCGCAUCAGAGUGCUGCGUUGGCUAUGGCGGAGAUGCAGCAGCAGAAUCAGAACGGGGGACAGGGACAGCAGCAGAUGGGUGCGGCGGGGGAGUAUCAAGGGGUACCAUAUAACAUGCCACCUCUCCAACAACCACCCGGUGCCGCUGCCACCCCAAGUCAGGGUGGUGUAGGUGGAAUGCCGCCGCAGAAUAUGUCGCAGUUUGAUCCGGCUACUUAUAUGUCGCCGAUGGAUCUAUAUGAUUCCAUAUUCUGGGAAUCCCCCGACCCCUUCAACACCGGCGUAGACACAAUGAAUUUCGACUUCCUAGCCCAUCCACCACCUGGCCAGCCACCUCAGCAGCAGUUUUAUUUUUGA
Messenger RNA from Sordaria macrospora k-hell, 2382 nucleotides. RefSeq lists its product as uncharacterized. Gene Ontology annotation, molecular function: DNA-binding transcription factor activity, RNA polymerase II-specific; carboxy-lyase activity; zinc ion binding. Lineage: Eukaryota; Fungi; Ascomycota; Sordariomycetes; Sordariales; Sordariaceae. The record is from RefSeq and is a predicted model, not a curated record. Gene Ontology annotation, biological process: DNA-templated transcription; regulation of DNA-templated transcription.